Penaeus monodon (black tiger shrimp) is the source of this 523-nucleotide messenger RNA. RefSeq names its product 28S ribosomal protein S7, mitochondrial-like (gene mRpS7). Lineage: Eukaryota; Metazoa; Arthropoda; Malacostraca; Decapoda; Penaeidae. The record is from RefSeq and is a predicted model, not a curated record. Gene Ontology annotation, cellular component: ribosome. Gene Ontology annotation, molecular function: mRNA binding; structural constituent of ribosome; rRNA binding. Gene Ontology annotation, biological process: ribosomal small subunit assembly; translation.
ACCUUUGAAAUUAUUAAACGGACACAGCUCCAGAAGUAUCACCAGGCAGAGACUGAGGAGGAGAAAGCUUCAAUUGAAUGUAAUCCAAUCAACAUCAUACAUAAUGCAGUAGGGAACAGCCGACCACUGCUACAGCUUACCCCCAUUAAGCGAGGUGGUGUUAAAUACCAGGUGCCAGUGCCAAUAACAGAAAAGCAUUCAUACUUUGUUUCAAUGCGAUGGCUCGUUGAAUCAGGCAGAGAGAAGGAGAGAAAGGUUCAUUUCCCCGAAAAAUUGGCAAGAGAACUCAUAGACGCUUCCAGAAAUGAGGGCCGUGUUGUUAAAAAGAAGCAGGAUCUCCAUCGGCAGUGUGAAGCCAACCGUGCUUAUGCUCACUACAGAUGGAGCUAAAUGUUAAGAAAAGAAUAGAUCCAUUUUCUCUGUUAAUUUUUGUAAGUUUAUAAGUUAUGUAGCAGUGUACUUUCCAAUGUAAAUAAAAAUACAGUUGAGAUGUUUUGUACAUAUUCACUGUAAGAAAGAUUAA